AUGGAAAACUUAAUAUUCUAACUGCAUUUGAUGGCAUUAUAAUACUAUAAAUAGAUGAAUGGUUUGGAUUAACUUUAAUAGAUAGGAUAGAAUUAUUAUAUGAUCCUUCUGACGGAUCUAUAGUAAAAGUAAUUGGGGUUUUAUUUACUAAUAAGGAGGCUUAAAUAUAUGAAAAUAGAAUUUUUAAGUCUUCAUAUUAAUUAGACUUUACUCCAGUUUAUACACAGUAUUGAAAAUAUCAUAAGAACUAUUAAUAAUAUAAAACAAGGGAAAAACAUAUUUAAUCAAAAUUUAAACUUCAGAUUUAAUUCACAAGGAAGUGCUUGAAGGAAUUCAAGGUCUAUUGAUAAAUUAAUGCUUGUAAGAACUAAUUUAUAUUACAUAAAUUGAUGCCGAUAUAUUGUUUUUAUACAGUGGAAAGUUAAGAUUUAUAUCAGGGGAUUUGACUGCAUCUAAAUCAAUAUUAACUAUAACAGCAUAAGAUUAAUUAAAUAACUCAUGUUAUGCAACAAUUGUAUAUAUGGAAUUUAUAAUUCCUCAGAUUCAAAAUUUAUAGCCUUUAUCAGAUUUAGAAGCUUCUGAUGUAUAUUAGGAUUAUUCAUUAAUUAGUUCUUUUUAAAUCCCAGUUUCUGAAUACAAUAAUUUUAAAAAUUAAAUCAGGAGUCAUCAUUAAUGUAGAAUCAAUAUACUCUAAAACUCUGCCAGCUAAAUCCUCUAAAUAUGUCAAAUUAAUUAGUUUAGAUGAUGAUAAUGACACAAGAAUCGCCAUCAUAUUUUAGGAAGCAUCUACUAAAAAUAUUUUAACUUAAUCUGUACGACUGAUUAAUAUAAUGAUGGAUAUGUAAAUUUAUAAUGCAUCAAUUAUAUUAAAUUUCCAAUAACUAUUGAUUUGGAUAACUCAAAUUUCUAAUGUUUCUUUAAAAAGAAAAUUUAUACGUUUGAUUGUUGAAAAUUAUUACACUGUUGAAAUGUAUUCAAUUUCAUAGAGUGAUAUUUCAUAUUAAUAUCAAUUUGCCUAUUAUCCAGAAUAAUCAAUGUUUAUAAAUCAAUCAAUCUUAUUUCAAAUAGAUUAUAUGUUAUAGUGGAUAAUUGGAUAUCUGGAAUAUUUAAAAUAAAGAAUAUUAUUCAAUUACUAUAGAAAUCAUAAGGGCAUUAGAAUUUAAUGGAAGUUGGAAGGUUUAGAAUAUCAUUUGAAAUUCUAGAUAUCACCCAAGCAUAUUAUUUAUUAUCAAUAAUGA
This is a messenger RNA of Paramecium sonneborni, 1238 nucleotides long. The record is from the annotation of a GenBank genome assembly. Lineage: Eukaryota; Ciliophora; Oligohymenophorea; Peniculida; Parameciidae.